ACAGAAGGCAAAACAUCUGGAAUUAACCUGGAAGUAAGUGUCACCGUGCAAGUUGUUUUGACUCUACUAGCGGCGGUCAUCGCAACAUUUGACCUGGUUGGCAACGUCAUCGUCAUUUAUGUGACCUGCUCAAGAACGCCCAUGCGUACAACAACAGAUCUGCUGAUUGCCAAUCUGGCAGCCGCUGACCUCAUGAUGAUACCCGUCAUCGUCUACCUAGUGAAAUUUUUUUAUUACCAGUUUGACUGGUUCGGCGGUGUAAUGGGACAGGUUACGUGUCGGUUAGCGAUCUCUCUCCAGGCUUUAUCGGUUGUGAGCUCCGUUUACAGUAUACUGGCUAUUAGUGUAGACCGCUGUUGUGCUAUAUUCUUUCCUUUAAAAAAGGUCUUCAUUAAAACAUAUAUUAAAAGGUUAAUUCUGGUCAUCUGGGCAAUCGCCGUGGCAUUUGCUAUUCCGCAAUUUAUGGUUGCAACAGUCAAAACCAAGGGGAAAAAGCACAGAUGCUAUCCUAGUUGGAAGAACAGUGGAAUGUCUGCGAGCCAUUAUACUCUUGUAUUUGUGGCACUUAGUUAUAUAGUGCCCUUAGCAACCAUAGCAACUCUAUACCUCGUCACCACCGCGAGGCUCUGGAAGAGUGCAGCCCCAGGCCACCACUCGGAGUUAGCAAUUGAAAGAAUCAGAGCCACGCGCCGCAAACCCACUAAGAUGUUGAUUGGCAUAGUCACUGUGUUUGCACUUUGUUGGUUUCCUUUACAAGCAGCGGAGGUAUUAAAACGAUUUGCCUAUGAGGUUUACUGGAGCCAUAUUCCCUUUGAAGUAAACGUUGUCUUGCCGUGGUUUGGGAUCGCGAACAGCGCAAUAAACCCGUUCAUUUAUCCUCUGUUCUGCGAGAAAUAUCGCUAUGAAUUCAGGAGAAUCCUUUGCUUUUAUUCUUUAAGGAGAGGCAAAAAUCGCGCAAAAUCUGGCCUGACGGUGAUGACUGGGCUGCCAAAAUUUAAUGGCGACACCUGUAAGCCUGAUGCAAUCAUUGCUAAAUAUAAAAAAGACGGCUGUUCUCUUAGAAACAUUAGAACUACUUACAUAACUUCGAUUUAA
This is a messenger RNA of Pocillopora meandrina, 1095 nucleotides long. The record is from the annotation of a GenBank genome assembly. Lineage: Eukaryota; Metazoa; Cnidaria; Anthozoa; Scleractinia; Pocilloporidae.